Molecule: messenger RNA, 1919 nt
Organism: Fomitopsis serialis
Lineage: Eukaryota; Fungi; Basidiomycota; Agaricomycetes; Polyporales; Fomitopsidaceae
Product: HMGL-like-domain-containing protein
Exons: 8
Coding region: 109-1587 (492 amino acids)
Cellular component (GO): mitochondrion
Molecular function (GO): homocitrate synthase activity
Source: RefSeq, a predicted model, not a curated record
GCCCGCCCAUCUCCAUCUCUUUACUCGUCCUCGUCCUCCCCCGCACAGUGCUGCAGCCCCUUUCUCUGCUCCUGACCGACCUCACUACCUCCGAUCAAACAAAAUAGCAUGUGCCCACACACUAACGGCGAUGCUCUUCCGAACGGCACCUCUGAAAUGGUCGCCGUAGACAUGUCUAACGGUUCCACCUCGCACUCAUCAUCCGUCAAGACCAACGGCGUGAACGGUCACGUAAACGGUGUCAACGGCCAUGUCAAUGGUGUCAAUGGCGCUGCCAAGAAGCCCGAGCAGCGACGGAAUCCUUACGCUCCUCGUGCAUCGGACUUCUUGAGCAAUGUUUCAAACUUCAAGAUCAUCGAGAGCACUCUGCGAGAGGGCGAGCAAUUCGCCAACGCCUUCUUCGAUACUAAGACCAAAAUCGCCAUCGCCAAGGCACUCGAUGCGUUCGGGGUGGAGUACAUCGAGCUCACGAGCCCUGCUGCCUCUGAGCAGUCCCGCGCUGACUGCGAGGCCAUCUGCAAGCUCGGCUUGAAGGCCAAGAUCCUGACGCACAUUCGCUGCCAUAUGGAUGAUGCGCGGAUAGCCGUCGACACUGGCGUCGAUGGUGUUGACGUCGUCAUCGGAACAUCAUCGUUCCUCCGUGAAUUCUCGCAUGGAAAGGACAUGACGUACAUCACCAAGACUGCCAUCGAGGUCAUCGAAUUUGUGAAGAGCAAGGGCAUCGAAGUCCGAUUUUCGUCGGAAGACUCCUUCCGCUCCGAUCUCGUCGACCUGUUGUCCAUCUACCAGACUGUUGAUAAGAUCGGUGUCAACCGUGUCGGUAUUGCGGAUACGGUCGGUUGCGCCAAUCCUCGUCAGGUGUACGAUCUCGUCCGGACCCUUCGUGGUGUCGUUGGCUGUGACAUCGAGAUUCACCUGCACAAUGAUACUGGGAUGGCCAUUGCCAACGCGUACACUGCGCUCGAGGCUGGUGCCACGCACAUUGACACGUCCGUCCUCGGUAUCGGCGAGCGUGUCGGUAUCACUCCUCUCGGUGGUCUCGUUGCUUGCUUGUACGCUGCCAACCCGGAGUACGUCAAGAGCAAGUACAACCUGCCCAUGCUCCGUGAGAUCGAGAACCUGGUCGCCGAGGCUGUCGAGGUCAACAUUCCGUUCAUGAACCCCAUCACCGGCUACUGUGCCUUCACGCACAAGGCAGGCAUCCACGCUAAGGCCAUUCUCAACAACCCGUCGACCUAUGAGAUCCUGAAGCCCGAAGACUUCGGUCUUACGCGCUACGUCUCCAUCGGACACAGGCUGACCGGAUGGAACGCCGUCAAGAGCCGUGUGGAGCAGCUCGGCCUUAAGCUCACUGACGACGAGAUUAAGGAUGCGACGGCCAAGAUCAAGGAGCUCGCGGACGUGCGGACACAGUCGAUGGAUGACGUCGACUCGCUGCUCCGUGUGUACCACUCCGGAAUCCAGUCCGGCGAGCUCGCUGUCGGACAGAAGGAGGCUCUCGACCGUCUGCUCCGCAAGCACCGCGAGGGCACGAUGGACAGCCGGGACGCAUCUGUCAGCAGACCCUCGACACCGGUCGCUGCGUAGUUUCUCUCCCGGUGGAUCUGGCGGCAACGUGGGACUAUUCAGGGCGAACUCUUCAUGUCCGUCGGUGGUGUUGGCUUAUGAUAUCCACCACAAAAAGAGUGGGUAGCAUUGUGAGCCCUGACAGAUCUACCUGCUCCUUCCUGCAUGUACACCGGCGUACGAUGCAUCCGGCAUUUGAUACCUGCAUCGUCUAACUCCUUUCGCUGGUGCAGUUGUCAUUAAUUUCCCCUCCUUUGUGUAAUGCGUCACAUGUACGAGUAUGUAAUGCAGCAAAAGAUGUCAAAGGGACAUCCUCGAAUUGAACAGGAAUCCAUGUAUCAUUUCCAAGUUGU